AUGUCGCCUCUAGACGACGAGGCCACCGGCGCUCGCUUCGAGCGGCUAGCGCCCGAGUACCAGGCGGCGUUUGCGCGGUUCCUGCGGCGCCACUACCGCGCGGGCCUGCAGCAGCUGCACCGGCGUCUGCGGCACGCGUCGACGCCCCUGGCGGCGCUGGCCGAGGCGCCGGAGCAGAGCUCGCAGGCCUUCAGCCAGCGCGUGUGCGCGCAGAGGCUGCUGGACUUCAACGCGCAGCUCGGCACGCUGCUGUUCCGCCACCCGGAGCAGCUGCUGCCUCUGUUCCACGCCGCGCUGGCCAAGGAGGUGAGCUGCAACGCCGGGCAGCCGCUGGAGGGCGGCGGCCUGCCGUCCGUGCCGCUGAAGGCGCGGCGCAAGCUCAAGGUGCGCGUGGAGAACCUGCCGCCGGUGCCGCCGCUGCGCAAGCCGGCGAUCAGCGCCAUUCGGUCCAACGACGUCAAGCAGCUCAUCCAGAUCGCGGGCACUGUGGUGCGCACGGGGCUCAUCAAGAUGCAGGAGACGGAGCGGGAGUACCAGUGCUGCAACGCGCGCUGCGGCCACCGGUUUCUCGUCAAGUCGGACCCGGAGCAGGGCAACGUGCUCGAGAUCCCGAAAGUGUGUCCGUCGGACAGCUCCGGGGACACGAGCAGCGGCGGCAAGAAGCCGUGCAAGUCGACGCAGUUCAUGCCCGUGGGCGGCGCAGACAGCAGCGUCGUGUCGGACCACCAGGUGAUCAAGAUCCAGGAGCAGGCGUCCAAGCUCGGAGUCGGAUCCAUCCCCAGGUCCAUCUUGGUGGUGCUGGAGGACGACCUCGUGGACUCAAUCAAGGCUGGAGACCAGGUGACGGUCGUGGGCAUCCUCAUGCGCACGUGGAAGCCGUGCGUGCGCGGUGUGCGCUGUGACCUCGAGACGACGAUCAAGGCCAACAGCAUCCGCAUCAAGAACGCGACGACGUCGCAGGUUCUCGUCACCGAGGAGCUGCGCGCCGAGUUCGCGCAGUUCUGGGCCAAGCACAAGCGAGACCCGAUUCGCGGGCGCAACGAGAUCGUCGCUAGUAUCUGCCCCAAAGUCUAUGGACUUUUCAUCGUCAAGCUCGCGGUGGCGCUUACGGUCAUCGGUGGCGUCUCGUACGUGGAUGAGACCGGGAUGAAGACUCGAGGCGAGCCGCACAUGCUCCUGAUCGGUGAUCCCGGCACAGGAAAGUCGCAGUUCCUUCGAUUUACAGCCGAGCUGAGCCCACGCUCCGUGCUCACAACAGGAAUUGGAACCACGAGCGCAGGACUCACGUGUACUGCUGUGAAAGAUGGCGGCGAGUGGAUGCUGGAGGCUGGCGCGCUGGUGCUAGCAGAUCGUGGCGUGUGCUGCAUCGACGAGUUUAGCAGCAUCCGCAGCAACGACCGCACCUCCAUCCACGAAGCCAUGGAGCAGCAGACGCUAAGCGUGGCAAAGGCUGGUCUGGUAUGCAAGCUAAACGCACGAACCACCAUCUUCGCCGUGACGAACCCGAAAGGCCGAUACGACCCGACAGCGGACGUGUCUGUGAACACCAGCAUCGCGAGCCCAUUGCUGAGUCGGUUUGAUCUGAUCCUCGUGCUGCUGGACCGCAUGAAUCCGCGAUGGGACCAGGUCGUCUCCUCUUUCAUCUUAAAGCAGGCGGUCGGCACGAACACGAGUAUCAAAGAGGAGGCCGAACGCGAUGAAGGCGAGUCGUCUUUCGAGGCAGUUGACAAACAAGGAGCACGAUCCUCCAAGGACGACUCAGCGCUGUGGAGCGUCCAGAAGCUUCAAGCUUACAUCUGCCACGUGAAGGACAAGUAUCAGCCACAACUGAGUCGUGGAGCAAUGUUAAUCCUUCAGCGUUAUUACCAACGGCAACGCGCAUCCGACAGUCGCAGCGCCGCACGCACAACGAUUCGCCUGUUGGAGAGUCUUACACGGCUCGCUCAAGCCCACGCACGAUUGAUGUGUCACUCCGAAGUGGCGGUCAUGGACGCCGUGAUUGCUGUGUUUGUCAUGGAGGUCAGCAAGUCCACGGACAACUGCUCGGAUAUGCUGGAGGGAGGCGUGGAGUCUGUUUUGCACUCCAACUUCUCUGACAAUCCGGCGGAAGAGUACGCAUUGCAGGAGAAGCUUGUUCUCGAGUACCUCAUGCUGCCGGAGUUGAGCACAGCAAACGAUGUCCCAUCUCAGUCACAGCCACCAAGCUACUCGCAGCAACGACCGGAUCCUGUCAGGAGUUUUCCACUGGGCGCCGAUGAAUACGAAGAAGCCCACAGCAACGGCGAAUUCGCUGAAGACCUGUAUAUACCUGGGACGGAAGAGCGACAGGUGCCACUCGGAAAGCGGUCGUGGUCCGCUAGCCAGCAGCAACGUGGAGAAGACGAUGCUUCCCAACGCAAGCAGCGCCGCGAAGACGCCCCAUCUCAAAGCUUGCCGUGGAGUCAGCGCCGACAACACCCUACGUCCCAAAACGUGCCAUGGAGUCAGCGAAGGCAAUCGGUUGGGUCUGCGCCAACAUCACAACAGCAUGUCGACGACGACGAUUUUGAUGUCAUGGACGACUACCGCCGAGGUCUGCAGCCAAGUCAGCAGCAAAAUAACCAGCAACUGAGCCAACAGCAAAGCCAGCAACAAAGCCAACCGUCUCAAAGCCAGCACGCAGAAGAGCAGCCGCGGGUUCCUCCUCGGCCACGCUUCAACUUUGGUCGCUGGAGCCAGCAGGCCGAGGCCAGCCAAUCUAUCAUCAGCAAGUGGAAAAAGUAA
This is a messenger RNA of Phytophthora sojae, 2763 nucleotides long. RefSeq lists its product as hypothetical. Gene Ontology annotation, biological process: double-strand break repair via homologous recombination; DNA replication. Lineage: Eukaryota; Oomycota; Peronosporomycetes; Peronosporales; Peronosporaceae. Gene Ontology annotation, molecular function: ATP binding; ATP hydrolysis activity; single-stranded DNA binding. The transcript has 2 exons. Bases 1 to 2763 code for a protein of 920 amino acids. Gene Ontology annotation, cellular component: MCM complex; nucleus. The record is from RefSeq and is a predicted model, not a curated record.